GGCUUUGAAGGAUUUAUUAUAAUAUUUAGCUAUGCUAAAUUAUUGAAGUGACGUUUUAAGACUCAAUAAAUCACUAUAAAACGUUUGUACGUUUGUAUCAAUCAAUAUUAAGAAUGCGAUCAAUAGCCUAAAAAUGUCAUCGUAUGAGAAAUUGAAACUUCUUAUCUGGAAGAAUUUUUUAUUACAAAAAAGACACAAAUGGCAAACUAUUUUCGAAAUAGCUUCACCUGUGAUAUUUUCAUUGUUUUUAAUACUAAUAAGAUGUCUUGUAAAUCCAAGUGCAAAACCAGAUAUUGUAUAUCAACCAUUUCUCCCAACUUACUUCAAUAUAAGUGGCAGAACAUUAGGCAAUCUUACCACAGCAAAGAGAGAAGGAACACUAGCAUUUUCACCUGAAAAUCCACUAACACGGAAAGUAACAGAAGAUGCAAUGGCUAUGGUUGCGCUUGAUAAUCUCAAUGGCCUUUUGGCUCUAUUGUUUGAUACAAAAAUGUUACCACAGCCAAAAGGUUUUAAAAAUUCAAGUGAUUUAGAGAAAGCCCUAACUCAGCCCAAUGUUAUGAACCACAUUUUGGUUGGCAUUCAAUUUGAUGACAAUAUGGCAAAUGCAACGAGUUGGCCCGAUGAUAUAUCUGUUACACUGAGAUUUCCUGCUGUGAUGAGAACUCCUAUGGUAGAACAUCCAUUAAGGGCUAGUUGGAGGACUAACUUGCUAUUUCCUGUGUUUCCCAGACCGGGUCCUCGGGAACCAGAUGAUUUAUAUGGAGGGAAACUUCCAGGUUAUUCACCAGAAAUGUUCUUAGCAGUCCAACAUGCUGUAUCGCAGGAAAUAAUAAAGCAAAAAUCAGGAAAAUCAAUCAAUACAAAAGUAUAUCUUCAACGUCUACCUCAGAUUGCAUAUAGAGAUGAUGAUUUGUUAAUAGCUUUAGAAAGAUUUAUAUCUAUGAUAAUCAUGUUAUGUUUUGCGUACAGCUUUGUUAAUACAGUUAGAGUUGUAACAGCCGAGAAAGAGUUACAACUAAAGGAAACAAUGACAGUUAUGGGGCUUCCCUCAUGGCUACAUUGGCUUGCAUGGUUCAUCAAACAAUUUUCUUUUCUAUUUAUAUCUGUUAUUCUUAUGGUAAUAUUAUUUAAGACUCCAUUCAACUCAACAGCAGCUGGAGACAAGUAUGCUGUUCUGACAUUUACACCAUGGUCAGUUUUGUUGUUUUUUAUGGUGCUGUUUGUAAUAGCCUCGUUGGCAUUCUGCUUCAUGGUCAGUGUUUUCUUUUCAAGAGCGAACACCGCCGCGUCAUUUAUGGGUCUUGCGUGGUUUUCUACCUACUCUGUGUUCAUGCUGACUCAAGUCCUAUAUGAAGAUAUCAGUUUGUCCACUAAGCUUUUGUUGAGUUUAAUAUCUAAUACGGCCAUGGGAUAUGCAUUUCAAAUGAUAAUUAUAUGUGAAGGUACUUCUAAAGGUAAUUUUACAAACUGUAUUAUUUAUUAAUAGGAUCAGGCGUUACUUUGCGGAAUGCUGUUCUAUUAAAGAUGUUAAAGUUAAAUUAGCUAAUAAAAUUACAUUUCUUACCUAGUUUGUAGAGCACCUCCCACCCUCCCUCUAUUGCGUACGGAUCUUUACUUAUAAAUUUUUAACAUUUUAAAUGUAUUAUUUAUAUCUACUUACAUAAGCCGUGUAGUGGCGAUAUAAGAAUAUCCACUAGCCCAUAUCAUCCCGUGGGUGUCGUAAGAGGUGACAGAGGGAAACAAAUCAGGAGAUGGGCAGCAUUGAAAAUUUGAUGGGCAGAUUUGAAAGGGACGAAGAGAGAACGAAGUGUGAAAUAUGGGUAAAUCAGGAAUGUCUAGAACAGGUAAAUGAAAUUGUAUACUUGGGGAGUGCUUUUAGCCGGGAUGGAAGAUGUGAUUUAGAUGUGGACAGGCGUGUCGCUGCCGGGAACAAAGUCAAUGGUGCCCUGACUGCGUUAGUCAAAAGGCAAGGCGUAGCGAAGAGUGCACGCCUUGCAAUACAUAACGCAGUGUUGGUACCGACUUUGUUAUAUGGCAGCGAAACCUGGGUAUGCCAGAAGAAGCAUAAAAGUAAGUUGAAUGCAGUGGAGAUGCGAUCUCUUCGUAAAAUGUGCGGCGUUACCAUGGCCGACCGAAAGCGAAACGAAGAGAUUCGCAAUAUGGCAGGUUUGAAAGAUGACCUUAUCACAAAAAUUGAUAAGGGCGUGCUUCGGUGGUUUGGGCACGUUGAGCGAAUGAGUGAAGACCGAAUGGUGAAGAAAAUAUAUAGCGCGAAAGUUAAUAUUAAAAGGUGUCGAGGUAGACCGAGACUAACUUUCGAAGACCAUGUGAGCAAAUUGCUCGAAGAGGGUAGGGUCAAAAGUACUCGGAUACCUAGACGUGCAUGCAUGAAGAAGAUAAUGAAUCUGAAAGAAGCGAAAGAGGUUUGUAAGGAUCGUGACACUUGGCGAUCUGUUCUCUCUGGCUACCCCGUCAGGGAUUGUGCGUGAAGAUAAGUAGUGGGCAGCAGCGUCUUCCUAAUAUCGACUAAAAAUAAAAAAUAAACUGCAGUAGACAACCCGCUUGCCAAGCGUGGCAACUAUGGCAAAAUAUCCCUCUAUGGGACAAUCUAUAUAGGUGACCUAUAUAUUAUUCUAAGCCAGCGCUUAACUACAAUCCCAUCUAAUGGUAAGUGGUGAUGCAGCCGAAGAUAGUGAAGCGCACUGAUUUAACAAAAGCCUAUUCACUCUUCCCUUGACGACACUCACAUUGUAAUCGGAUGGAAACACAGAUGCUGGCAACUUAUUCCACUCCUCUGCUGUACGCAUGACGAACGAUAUAGCAAACCGGGUUCGAAUGCGUGGUAAGUCGACAACAAAUGGAUGGAGACUGACCGAGCGUCUUCUUGACCGAUGGUGGAAAGGAGAGGGAAGAAUUAAAUUAUGCAUUUCCUGCACACACUUUCCGAAAUGCAUCCUGUAGAAAACCGAAAGGCUGGCUACUUUGACCUAUGUUCAGCAGUGGACUGUAAUAGGCUUAAGUUUUGAUGAAAUAAUCUGUCAACGUAUUAUUAAUGUACUACAGCCUGUAACUGUAUCAUCAGUAGCAUUUGCAAUUAUCGGCACGCUUGCUAUAAUAAAUAUAGUAAUCAGAUUGCUCUGUAGCGCCGGUCUGGUUAUUUUAUAUCUAAUACGAAGUGGAUGUCGUCUAUCAAAGGCCAUGAUAUCUUUUUUGCUUUUGCUAUAUCAUCUUACCACACCAUAAUAAAGUGAAUGAUAAUUUUCCCUAUACCGCAACUAUAUGACUUGCAUUUUACGUUCUUAUGUAUAUUCGUACACCUUACACUUUUAACUCACUGAUGUAUACUCGUAGUGCGACUUCGACACGGUAAGUAAAAAAUAAAUAAAUAACGUAUAGAUUGAUUUAUAACGAAGAAAUUCUUAUGUAUAUAAAACCCGACCCGUAUUGAGGCAAAACGUUAAAUAUGAAAAUAGCAAAUAUUAAUAUAUCGCCACACAAAACGAUUAUUUAGGUAGAAUAAAAUAAUAAGAAAAUAGGUAAAAGAAAAUCAAAAUUUAUAAAACGAUACUUUGGCAUCAUACAGAUAAUUAAUGAAUACCUUGCCGUCGCUCUAGAAAUUGUUAUAAAAAAGGCUCUCUUAUAUCAUAGAUACUCUUAAUUAUAGAGUCUAUCAAAUUCUAUGACUUUCAUGUGUCCGUAUAGACGCAUGUAAAAGUCCUUGAAAAGGUAAGUAAUCCUUAAGCUAUUUUGAUAUGUCUGGCUCCGUAGCGCAGUGGCUUAGCAAUGAGUUACAGCGCUUAGAAUCGCGGGUUGCUAUUCCGCACGGAACAAGUACCUAUUUGUAUGGCCUACAAAUAAUUGUUCCGGUAAACUGUCCCCACGUUACUAGAGAAAAUCCUAGUGUAGAGGUAACUAUUUUAAAAAAAAUAAGAAUAUGUACUUAUCCCUUACAUUUCUCAUUUGUGUAAUCGAUAAUGGUAUGAUAUAAUAUUAUAAUGUUGCAAUUUCAACUUUUGUGAUAUAAGUAAAUGGCGGCGUUGGAGAAUCUAUCAUCCCAUUUCGUUCCGUGGGUGUUACAAGAGGCGACUAUAGGGAAUACCAAAAAACAUUUUACGGCUUCCGCUAAAAUGGCGUUUAGGCCAGACGUAAAAUACCCUGAUUGGCGACGAGCUACAGCGACGAAGAUAAAAUUCGUCUGGUACUGCAAUCGCCAAUCUGCCCGCCAACGCCAGCGUGACGAUUAAGAAGAAAGUAGUAAUUUCAAAAUAACUGUUUAAAUCAGGUAAUAAAUGCGAAGCCAAAUUUUCGAACUCAAAAGUUCAAACCGUCAAAAUUUGCGUCGACAUUGCAAUAAAUUACACAAAUUUUCACAUUGUGGAUGUUUAAGUUCAAACUCGAGAUUGUCUGAUCCACAAGGUCGACCUGUUUAAAUUGUUUCGGUGUUACUAGUUUUUUGUUCUUUUUUUAUGAUUUACGAAGAUACUAAAUAUCAAAGAAUACCUAAUUUUAGUUAAGCGGUCGGUGUGUAC
Messenger RNA from Parnassius mnemosyne (clouded apollo), 4532 nucleotides. NCBI's taxonomy places the organism in Eukaryota, Metazoa, Arthropoda, Insecta, Lepidoptera, Papilionidae. The record is from the annotation of a GenBank genome assembly.